AUGACUGAUCAAGUCCGUGCAUCGCAUCUGCUUAUCAAGCACAGUGGCUCACGUCGUCCGGCCUCACGUCUGUCCAAUCACAUCACUCGUUCGAAGGAAGAGGCUAUUGUCCAAUUAAAACAAUUACGUACCCAGAUUGUUUCGGGGGAGGCCAAAUUUGAGGAUUUGGCAGUGAAAUUUAGUGACUGUAGCAGUGGUACUCGUGGUGGUGACCUUGGUCCAUUUGGUCGUGGAAUGAUGCAAAAACCCUUUGAAGACGCCACGUUUGCAUUGGCAGUGGGUGAACUGAGCAAUGUCGUGGACACGGAUAGUGGAGUGCACCUUAUCCUCCGCACGGCGUGA
Molecule: messenger RNA, 342 nt
Organism: Peronospora farinosa
Lineage: Eukaryota; Oomycota; Peronosporomycetes; Peronosporales; Peronosporaceae
Source: the annotation of a GenBank genome assembly